AUGUCCAGCGCAGCGGAAGCUAGCGACGACGUUUUCUUUGAAGGCGACAUGGAGGUCACAAUGCCCCUCAACGGCAGCCGAGUCGUCGCGACGCCGCCGCGCAGCCAUCGCAAGCUGUUGAUCUUUCUACUACUGCUGGUAGUCGCUGACGGCGACAUCGUGAUCCCUCACCCCGAAUCGCCCUACUACCAACGCGGCGAACGGUUCGACCGCAGCGUCAUGCGCGAUCGCGCCAUCAUGCUCUGCAUGCACAACGGUGUGUUGGCAAUGGGGUUGUCACUCAUUCGGGAGUUGAGAUGUCUAGGCAACGAGGAGCUGAUCCAAAUAUAUCACUGCGGCCAGGACGAAUUAUCUGUCAAAUCGAGAGACAUCCUCUUCUCUUCCGACAACCGAAUUGAACUGGUCGACAAUUGGUGGGUUAAACCAUUGGCGAUGUACCACACGGACGUGCGGCAUGUGAUGCUGAUGGACGUGGACGAUAUUAUGAUGAAAAACCCAGCUGCUCUACGAGAGGCGGACGUAUAUACACAAACGGGAACGACGUUCUUCUACGACCGUGUAUUCGCCGACUGCAAGGAAUUUGUCAAUGAUGUUGACGAUAAGGAGAAAUAUUUGCCAAAGCUGUUCCGAACGUUCAACUACAACAAGUUUAACAUUUCGGAAGGCGAGGAUCCUUCGGAACAAGUGUUGAAUUCAUUCGCAUACCGAGGCAAAACGUGUCACGAAAUGGACUCUUCCUUAGUGCUAAUCGACAAGAAGCGCGUGGGCCAAACCGUGCUCGACGUCAUGCUCUGGUUCAUCACGAAGGAGCGUUUCCGCUUUAGAUAUUCUCAUGGAGAUAAAGAGACCUUUUGGCUGUCCUUUGAGUUGGCGCAUGUACCGUACUCCUUUUCUCCGUGGGGUGUGAGUGUGGUUUCUUCGACGCCUAACAAAGAUAUGACCAAGCACCCAGACUCGCUCUGUGGUAGUAUCUUACAGUACAUGCCUGUUGCAUCCGAAGAACCCGAGAUGUUGUAUGUAAACGGCAAGGCGUUGCUUGACCCGUAUCCGCAGGGUAUCGACUACGUACCCAAGGCCCAAUGGAACAACAUGUUCAACACAUUCCCGACUCACAUGACGCCACGUCUGCCACGCACGGAACUAAACACAACUGGUCAUGGGAAAAUGUACACCGAGUGCCUUAUCGGUCUGGGGGCAACACCGUUGCCUGCCUCAUUUGCAGGAAUGCUGUUACGUCGUCGUCUCCACUAUUUAGGCAUCGUGACCGGCGUGCUCGGCUCGUUGGAACAUUGUGACACGUUCCAAGUGCGUCGAUUGCAAGAGCAAUCUAACGUUGAGCAUACAGCAUAA
This is a messenger RNA of Phytophthora infestans T30-4, 1350 nucleotides long. RefSeq lists its product as uncharacterized. The transcript has 3 exons. Gene Ontology annotation, cellular component: Golgi apparatus. The record is from RefSeq and is a predicted model, not a curated record. Gene Ontology annotation, molecular function: alpha-1,3-mannosyltransferase activity. NCBI's taxonomy places the organism in Eukaryota, Oomycota, Peronosporomycetes, Peronosporales, Peronosporaceae. Gene Ontology annotation, biological process: protein O-linked glycosylation. Bases 1 to 1350 code for a protein of 449 amino acids.